AUGAAAAACUUAACACUUAUCGCCAACGACACAAAGAGAUUCCUACGAGAACACCCAGAAAUAAUCAUCACCAGAGCUGACAAGGGUCACACAACAAUCGCAAUAGAUAGACAUAUACAUAGAGAAAAAUGGAGACCUUACUUAAUGAUAAGAACACUUAUAUCACAAUUAAGAAAGAUCCCACAAAAAAAAUUAAUUAGCAGUCUACACAAGAUAUUAAUGGAUUGGAAGAAAUCAAAUUACAUAGAUAAUUCCAUCUACAGGAGACUUAAUUGUACGGAUGGCACACUACCAAGAGCCUAUGGGCUUCCCAAGAUCCACAAACCGGAAUGCCCACUCCGUAUAAUUGUUUCUUCAGUGGAUAGCCCACUUUAUUCCUUUUCCUUUUUUUUACACAACAUCAUUAAAUCUUCCACCAUUCCGAAACCACAGAGCCACAUUCUUAAUAGCUAUGAUUUAGUCAACAAACUCAAUGGGCGUCACAUCCAAGAAACACAUGAUUUGAUCUCAUUGGAUGUUGUUUCCCUUUUUACUAAUAUACCAUUAGACUUAGCAGAAGACAGUAUCACUACUAGAUGGACAUACAUAAGCGAAAAGUGUGCCAUACCCCAAGAAGAAUUUUUGAAAGCAAUUCGAUUUGUACUAAAAUCCACCUAUUUUUCUUUCAAUGGCAAGAUCUAUCAGCAGACCUUCGGCACACCCAUGGGUUCCCCGUUGUCACCAAUUAUCGCAGAUAUCACAAUGCAGGACCUGGAGAACAGGGCCAUUGAGUUGCUUAAUUUUAGGCCUCCCUUUUAUUUUAGAUACGUAGACGACAUUGCUCUAGCCGUUCCCUCGCAUAUGAAAGAUUCAGCUCUACAGAUUUUCAACUCGUUCCAUCCGAGAUUACAAUUCACCAUUGAAGAGGGAACAAACAGAAAAUUGAAUUUUUUAGACACAACAAUAAUUAUUAGAGACGACCAUAUAGAAUUUGACUGGUACCAGAAACCGACGUUCUCCGGAAGAUAUUUGAAUUUCGAGUCCUGUCACACCCUCUCCGUCACAAAAAAGGUACAAUCAUUUGAUUGGUCGAUCACGCUUUAUUACUUUCCCAUCCAAGAUACCACCGGAAAAAUUUGGAGCUCGUCAUCAACAUCCUAUUACAGAAUAGUUACCCACUUCCUCUAA
Messenger RNA from Vollenhovia emeryi, 1167 nucleotides. RefSeq lists its product as uncharacterized. The record is from RefSeq and is a predicted model, not a curated record. The coding region runs from base 1 to 1167 and encodes 388 amino acids. Lineage: Eukaryota; Metazoa; Arthropoda; Insecta; Hymenoptera; Formicidae. The transcript has a single exon.